Molecule: messenger RNA, 782 nt
Organism: Lotus japonicus
Lineage: Eukaryota; Viridiplantae; Streptophyta; Magnoliopsida; Fabales; Fabaceae
Product: putative ripening-related protein 2
Exons: 1
Coding region: 17-586 (189 amino acids)
Source: RefSeq, a predicted model, not a curated record
CAAGAAAUCAAAAGACAUGAAGACUCUAAAAAUUUGUCCAAAUUAUUUUCAAACAAUUCUCUUACUUCUAAUUAUUAUUGUAGCAACCUUCUGGCUUAGCACUGAAGCUGCUGCCACCUGCAAACCCAGGGGAAGGUUAAGGGCAAAAAAACAUCUUCCUAAACAUUGCGGUGAGUGUUGCAAACCAGGCCAUUUUUACACCACAUUCAAGUGUUCCCCACAGGUAUCUCACCACACAAAGGCAACACUAACACUGAAUAGCUUUGCGAAAGGUGGGGAUGGAGGUGGACCAUCAGCAUGUGACAACAAGUUUCACUCAGACAACACUCCUGUUGUAGCACUGUCAACUGGAUGGUUCAAUCAUAGAAAACGGUGUCUUAAAAAAAUCACCAUCUUUGGAAAUGGAAGAAGGGUCAAGGCCAUGGUUGUUGAUGAGUGUGACUCAACUGAUGGCUGUGAUGGUGAGCAUGGUUUCCAGCCUCCAUGUCGGAACAAUAUAGUUGAUGCUUCUAAGGCUGUUUGGAAGGCUUUGGAAGUUCCAGAAAAUGAUUGGGGUGAAAUGGAAAUUUUCUGGGCCGAUGCUUGAUGCACAAUGUGUUAGAAAUGAAGUUUUGAUUUAAUUGGAAAAUAAAGGUUCCACCAUGGUUACAAAAUGAAUGAAAGUUCAUGAUUUACUAUGGUGCAUUGUAUUGUUUUAAGGGUUAUCUAUUAUGUUUAGUUUUAUAACUUCUUAGCUUUGUCAAUUUCUUUGGUGCUUAUUUAGUAUUUUAAUUGAUGUGUUA